AUGCAUACGCCCCAUUCGCGCACUCCUUCGCGCACUGGCACGCCAACUGGCUCAGCGCCCUCCAGGUUUGCCAUGACCCCUACCCUUCGAAGCAGUCCUUCGCUUUCCAACCUCCAAGUCAACUCGAUGGCAAAGCUCAUGACAAACACAAUGUCUAAUCCCCACGCCGGCGUCGAGAGUUCUGCCUCGUCGGUCGUCAAUCUAGACAUGGGAGAGGGAAUAUUGGUUCCCGAUGCCGAUGCGGAGGUGGAUAUUAUUGAUGGAGAAGUAGGAACUGCUGUGGGCCGAUCGGGAUCGAACGCGAGCGAUGAAGCGUCAAAGAAAGCGCUGAGAGAUCAGUUGAGACAUACACUGAGCAAACGAGAGUCUCCCACAGACAUGACUCCGCGCCGCCGACAUCGUCGGCGACAAACAGACAGCGACGCUGUGGAUGAGAUAACAUGCGAGAUGGGAGACGCAUUUCCUCCUCGACAAUACUAUGUCUUAACCGAUGCCGGGAAACCAGUUUUCACAAGUCGAUCCGUUGGACACGGUUCAGACGAUUUGACAUCCACUAUCGGCAUCAUGCAGGCGCUCCUAUCCGUAUUCCUUGACGACAACGACAAGCUGCGCUGCAUCAAUGCAGGGAACACACGCAUCAACUUUCUCGUUCGCUCGCCCCUGUACUACGCGUGCGUUUCGUCUUGGGGUGAGCCUGAAUCGGUGGAUCUUCUCUACAUCGUCCUUGUUGGAAGAGGCCGUGUGAUCUCGCUCGCUCGACCUAGAAAGCACUCAAUCCAUCCUGCUGAUCUCCAGAUUCUGAUCAACACCGCCCAUUCCCCUUCAAUCGUUAAUUCAUCUGCUUCUGCUUCUUGGCUCCCUCUUUGCCUUCCAAAAUUCGACCCAGCGGGUUUUGUGAAUGCCUACAUCACGUUCUUGCAAGAACCACCGGUCAUCAACGCUCAGGAUAUCGCCUCCCAAGGUGAAAGUGAGCCUGGAGCUGUACCGGGCGACAUGAAGGACUCAGGGUUCAUUCACAAAGCGAGUGGGGCAAAUGCCAGUUCGGCGAUAGGCCUUCUUUGCGUGAGUGGGAACGGCGAUUUCGAGUCUAUCCGUAACUAUUGCAGUUCUAUCACGAAGAGGCUGGAGAGCGAAGGGACUUUGAGGGCUAUCACGAAAGCGAUUCGGGACGAGACGACAGAAUAUUCAGUGUCCGAGCUCAGCAUCCCUGGGCUUCGUCACUUUAUUUACAAAUCCCGCGCACACGUUCAAAUUACAGCGCCUAUGUACGAAGAUCCGUACGACAGCAUUGACGAACAGCGACGUUUGAUCACAUUGUAUCAGACGCUGCACGACAACAUCCAUGCUAGGUCUGGGCAAGGGGUGCCCCUGAAGCUGCAGUAUAUUCGUACUCAGAAGGAAAGUGUGAUGGGCUGGAUCACUCAGCCGUUUGAGAUGUACAUCGCCUUAUCGCAUUGGUUGCCGAAGAGCGCCGCAGUGAGUGCUGCCAAUGCUGUCGCUCGGUGGGUGAAGAAAGAAGAAGCUCGCUUGUUUCUUCGGGAUGCGCCUGUAUUUUGA
This is a messenger RNA of Heterobasidion irregulare TC 32-1, 1557 nucleotides long. RefSeq lists its product as uncharacterized. The transcript has 9 exons. NCBI's taxonomy places the organism in Eukaryota, Fungi, Basidiomycota, Agaricomycetes, Russulales, Bondarzewiaceae. The record is from RefSeq and is a predicted model, not a curated record. Gene Ontology annotation, biological process: vesicle-mediated transport; protein targeting to vacuole. Bases 1 to 1557 code for a protein of 518 amino acids. Gene Ontology annotation, cellular component: Mon1-Ccz1 complex; fungal-type vacuole membrane.